GCGUGGGGCCUUCUCCUUCCCAGGCGAGAAGCGGGAGCGGGAUGGCACGCACUGCGCUCUGCCCUGACGCCCCGUUUGUCUCCGCGCAGAUCCGAAGACCGCCUCGCCUGCCGCGGCCAGCAGCCCCUGCUCCAUGGUCGGUGUGACUCGCGGGAGCGGCCCACCCAACGAACGACAUGAGCCAAGGCCGUGGGAAAUACGACUUUUACAUUGGUCUGGGCUUGGCUAUGAGCUCCAGCGUUUUCAUUGGAGGGAGUUUCAUUUUGAAAAAGAAAGGCCUCCUGCGACUUGCCAGAAAGGGGUCCAUGAGAGCAGGGCAAGGUGGCCACGCGUACCUGAAAGAGUGCCUGUGGUGGGCUGGACUCCUGUCAAUGGGAGCUGGUGAGGUGGCCAACUUCGCUGCAUACGCGUUCGCACCUGCCACGCUGGUGACUCCGCUCGGGGCACUCAGUGUCCUCGUAAGUGCCAUUCUUUCUUCAUACUUUCUAAAUGAAAGACUGAAUCUUCACGGCAAGAUCGGGUGUUUGCUGAGCAUCCUAGGGUCUACAGUCAUGGUCAUUCAUGCUCCAAAAGAGGAGGAGAUUGAGACCUUAAAUGAAAUGUCUCACAAGCUGGGUGAUCCAGGCUUUGUGGUCUUUGCCACCCUUGUGGUCAUCGUGUCCCUCAUACUGAUCUUCGUGGUGGGACCUCGCCACGGACAGACGAACAUCCUCGUGUACAUAACAAUCUGCUCUGUCAUCGGGGCGUUCUCCGUCUCCUGCGUGAAGGGCCUGGGGAUCGCCAUCAAGGAGCUGCUGGCCGGGAAGCCUGUGCUGCGGCACCCGCUGGCCUGGGUCCUGCUGCUGAGCCUCGUGGUGUGCGUGAGCACCCAGAUCAACUACCUGAACCGGGCCCUGGACAUAUUCAACACCUCCAUCGUGACGCCCAUCUACUACGUGUUCUUCACCACGUCCGUGCUCACCUGCUCCGCCAUCCUCUUCAAGGAGUGGCAGGACAUGCCCGUCGACGACGUCAUUGGCACUCUGAGUGGCUUCUUCACCAUCAUCGUGGGGAUAUUCUUGUUGCAUGCCUUCAAAGACGUCAGCUUUAGUCUAGCAAGUCUGCCUGUGUCUUUCCGAAAAGACGACAAAGCGGUGAAUGGCGGUCUCUCGAGUAUGUACGAGGCGCUGAAUAACAACGAGGAGAGCGUGAGCUGUGGAACCGAACACACUGGUGAAAACGUUUCCCGGAGAAACGGAAACCUGGCACCUUUCUAGGAAGCGUCACUAAAAGGUUCACCUGUAAUUCUGUUGUAAAGUGAGCCCGAAUACCCGAAGGUCUCUGGAAAAGCAUCGUCCUCCAUAAUGUUCUCUAAAGACAAUCUUUUCUAAAGUCUGUCUAAUCUGGACCAGUAAUUACUCUCCUGUGUCCCCCUAGUGUCAUUCGCUAGAAUGACGGUAGUACGGGCUGGCUCCUGCUCAGCUGUACUGCUGUGGCGGUAUUCGGCAUUCUGAACCCUCACAUCUAAAUGCACUAACAACAGUCUCGAGUCUGAAAGUGAUUUUUCGCAUUGGCGACGGGAGUCUGAAAUGUGCACCUGUCACCCCCACCCCGUCUGUCCCAGACCACGUACUGCUUUUUUAUUUGAAAGGAGUUACCCGAAUACAGUACCCUGUGACUUCACCUUACCUUUAAA
Tupaia belangeri chinensis (Chinese tree shrew) is the source of this 1675-nucleotide messenger RNA. RefSeq names its product NIPA magnesium transporter 2 (gene NIPA2). Gene Ontology annotation, molecular function: magnesium ion transmembrane transporter activity. The record is from RefSeq and is a predicted model, not a curated record. The coding region runs from base 177 to 1256 and encodes 359 amino acids. Gene Ontology annotation, cellular component: membrane. NCBI's taxonomy places the organism in Eukaryota, Metazoa, Chordata, Mammalia, Scandentia, Tupaiidae. Gene Ontology annotation, biological process: magnesium ion transport. The transcript has 5 exons.